AUGGACAGCGCGGCAACCAGUGCAAGCACAUUUGCUAUGGAAGUUCGCGAAAUAUGGCAAGACUCCCCCCUGAAUCGACUCCAGGCCACCUCUAUUGAGCCUACGGGUGGUAAUCGGAAGCCCGUUGAAGGCGAUUGUCCUAUCUGUUUCAUGGAAUUUGAACCUCACGAAGAUACUGUCUGGUGCAAGGCUGCCUGCGGUAACAACAUCCACAAGACCUGCUUCGAUCAAUGGGCAGCCACGACGCGAAAAUCGGGUGUGCGCUGCAGGAUGAAUAUCAGUCGUGCGGCUUGGAAGAAUGAUACUGCUGAUCUCAACAUUGAGACAAUCCGAAAUAGCGGCAGCAUUGGUGAAGAUGGCUACGUCAAUGUGGCGUCUCAAUUCGGAUUGUCCACUGAGCGUGUCCCACCAGUUGCCACUUGCUAA
Molecule: messenger RNA, 426 nt
Organism: Penicillium verhagenii
Lineage: Eukaryota; Fungi; Ascomycota; Eurotiomycetes; Eurotiales; Aspergillaceae
Exons: 4
Coding region: 1-426 (141 amino acids)
Molecular function (GO): ubiquitin protein ligase activity
Source: RefSeq, a predicted model, not a curated record